Messenger RNA from Andrographis paniculata, 1063 nucleotides. RefSeq lists its product as uncharacterized. The record is from RefSeq and is a predicted model, not a curated record. Bases 283 to 852 code for a protein of 189 amino acids. The transcript is spliced from 3 exons. NCBI's taxonomy places the organism in Eukaryota, Viridiplantae, Streptophyta, Magnoliopsida, Lamiales, Acanthaceae.
CCAAACACAGAGCCUAACGAAUCGAAUACGAAUAGAGCAGAGCAGUCCACGUUGAGCCAAAACAUCAUUGGCAUUUGGCACUGUCACCGUUCGAAGUCGAAACAACGCGUCCAACUUCCAGCUCCAUCUACCUCAAGAAUUUCUUCGAUCUCCUCAUAAUUUCGACACUGCAUAACCACUUUUCCAUUCGUGUACUGGAAUCGAAUUUUUACGACUUUGCUUUUGGGGAUACGCCAGGAAAUCAGGGGGGAACCAGAGGCUUUGAAUUCAAUUUGAGGAAUAAUGGGUCAGGCAUUGCGUCGAGCAACUGGAAGGAUGGGCGGCUCUAGAGUUGACGCUGCCGUGCAAUCAGAUAAACUUGCUGGCCGGAGACCGCCACCGCCGCAGACGGUUGUCCCCGCUGAGAAACUUCCCGGUGAAGGUGCCCCUUCUGGCUCUGAGAGUGCAUCAAGAGUAAACUUGGACAAUGUGCUUGAGAAUCGAGAUCCACAGUUUGAUGCUAUGCUUAACCAAAUGUCUGGCAGAAUACAGUCAAAGCCAGGAGGGCCUCUUGAAAUGGGUGAGGGCUUUGUGGUGAACAAGUACAAAAGGCCGUUGCCUAAACUGAGGAACACGACUGUGGAUUCCGUGAGGUUCGAGGACAGGCCAGCUCCCCCCGGCACCCUGAAUGUGGCACAGAUCCGCCAAGUCAUCCUCCUGUACCAGGGCAAGUCCGACGACCAUGAUGGCCCGAUGAAUGUUGCCCAGAUCGCGCAACUAUUCAGCGUCGAUGCUGCACAAGUUGAGAAAAUUCUCCAGUUUGUCUCUCUGCCACCAGAGGAUGACACUAAAAGGAAAAAGGCUGAAGAAUGAUACUACAUCAGCUGAGAGAGGUUUAUUUUAUUUUAUUUUUCUUAUUCAUUUGUUAGUUUUUACAUUUUUUUUUUUUUUUUAAUCUAAUUUUUAUGGAUGAGGAUCUGAUAUAUUGGAGCAAUGUUUUUGGGUGAAAAUGUCUGAGAAAACAAUGAAUGAAUGUUGUAUUGAUUAUUGAAUAAAAGAUCAUAAAGCAGGCUGAUUGUUAAGA